GUAAGGCCUCGCCUGGCUCCCGCUCCCCAGCGAUCCUAUAGGCGAGGUCCCACUGACUGCCCCUCCCCAUUGCUCCGUUUUCUUGUCCAUUACGCGCUAUCCCUCCGCCUCUCCUUCUUUCUUUUCUUUUCUUUUUUUUCCCCUUCUCCUUCCCCCCCCCCCCCCUUUCUCCAGCUCUGUGUCAUUUCCUCCUCGAGCUAAGCUCGCCCGCUGCCCGAGCUUCUCCUGCCGGGAGAGUAGGCGGAGCAGGGCGGUGCGGGGUGGCGUAGCACUGGAGGGCGAUGGUGGCGGAGCUGCUGGGGGCGGAGGCAACGUAGCCCCCGAGGAAAAGGAGCUCUGCGUCGCCUGAGAGGAGCGGAGGAUGGAGAGCCGGCCUGGGUCCUUCCAGUACGUCCCCGUGCAGCUGCAAGGGGGGGCGCCCUGGGGCUUCACCCUGAAGGGGGGUCUGGAACACUGCGAACCGCUCACAGUGUCUAAGAUUGAAGAUGGGGGCAAGGCAGCCUUGUCCCAGAAGAUGAAAACCGGUGAUGAACUGGUGAAUAUCAAUGGCACUCCACUGUAUGGAUCCCGCCAAGAGGCCCUCAUCCUCAUCAAAGGCUCCUUCCGGAUCCUCAAGCUGAUAGUCAGGAGGAGAAACGCCCCUGUCAGUAGGCCACACUCAUGGCAUGUGGCCAAGCUGCUGGAAGGAUGCCCUGAAGUGGCUACCACCAUGCAUUUCCCUUCUGAAGCCUUCAGCUUGUCCUGGCAUUCCGGCUGCAACACAAGUGACGUGUGUGUGCAGUGGUGUCCACUCUCCCGGCACUGCAGCACUGAGAAAAGCAGCUCCAUUGGCAGCAUGGAGAGCCUGGAGCAACCAGGCCAAGCUUCCUAUGAGGGCCACCUCUUGCCCAUGGAUCAGAACAUGUACCCCAACCAGCGUGACUCAGCCUAUAGCUCCUUCUCAGCCAGCUCAAAUGCCUCUGACUGUGCCCUUUCCCUCAAGCCAGAAGAGCCAGGCUCUGCAGACUGCAUCAUGCUAGGCCCGGGGCCAACAAAAGCUGCCAGUGGCCGGCCCAAUGUGACUGAGACCUCUGGAGGUAGCCGGCGCACCACCAAUGGGGGCCACCUGACUCCCAGCUCCCAGAUGUCAUCCCGUCCACAGGAGGCCCACCACUCUGGGCCUGCCAAGGCUAUCAGAGGCCCACCACAGCCUCCAGUGAGGCGAGACAGCCUUCAGGCCUCCAGAACCCAGCUCCUUAAUGGAGAGAAGCAUUGGACCUCUGAGCAUGUGGACUCCUUGCAGCAGAAGGAGAUAGUGAGCUUAGACACCGUGCUAUCCCCAAGGAACCCUAACAGGUUCUGUUGCCUCAGCGGGCAAGACCAAGUGACAAAUGAGGGCCAUCAGAACUGUGAGCUCAGCCAAGGUCCUGAAUCCGGCCAGCGGGACUCUGAGCAUCUACUGAUGGAGGCCUCAGCCAAAGCCAUUGGAUUCCCAAAAGUGUAUGACAAAGCUUCCAGCAUAGAUUCCAGCCCACUCAAGAAGGCUUCAGCAGAACCAACUAAGGCUGCUUCUCUUGGCAGCCCUCCACACCUCACAGGACCCACGGGGCAUCGUCAUAGUGCCCCUGAACAGCUUCUGGAAUCCCAUUUACAGCAUGUACACCUUGAUAUGAGGGGCAGCAAGGGAAUGGAGCUCCCAACCAGGGAGGAUGGGCAUGAGUGGACUCUGUCACCUUUGCAUAGCAGCCACACAGGGAAGAAAAGUCCAUGUUCCUCCACAGGAAGAACCCAGGACCAGCCUAGCAAAGAGAGAAAGACCAGGCAAGUGGAUGACAGGUCUUUGGGUUCAGGACACCAGAGCCCAAGCAGUUCCCCACAUGGAGAGGCUGAUGGACACCCUCCAGAGAUAAGUUUCCGGGACCCAAACAGAGCCUGUAGAGCAAGCAGUGAAUUAGCCAGCCAGCAGCCCUCUGCCUCUGGCUCCCUUGUUCAACAAACCAGGGAUUGUUAUUCAACCACUAAAGUAGCUGGCAGCAUGGAGUCUACUGAAGAAGGGGACAGUGAACCCAAGGAAUGUGGCCAGGUAGGUGAGAGACGAAAUAGAGGGCCCCGGGGCCGCUCAAUCCAAAACCGGCGUAAGAGUGAGCGUUUUGCUACCAAUCUGCGUAAUGAGAUUCAGAGGAGGAAGGCCCAGCUCCAGAAGAGCAAGAAUCCCUUGUCACAGCUGUGUGACACUAAGGAGCCAGUGGAAGAGACUGAGGAGCCCCUAGAAAGUACUCCACGUUCUGCCUCGAACUCAUGUCUUCUAUCUUCAUAUAAAAAACCACCUAGCCCCAGGGACAAGCUCUUCAACAAGAGCAUGAUACUCAAGGCUAGGUCUUCAGAGUGCCUCACCCAAGCCACUGAGAGCCAUGAAUCUAGAACAGGCUUAGAGGGACAAAUAAGCCCCGGCCAGAGGCCUGGCCAGCCCUCUUUUGGCCUGAACACCUGGUGGAAAGCAUCUGACCUGUCCUCCUCAGACUCUGAGAAAACAAAUGUUCACCGUGGAGUCUGUGGAGGUCACUGGAGAUGGUCUCCAGAGAACAACCUACAGCCACAUGUGGCAUUAUCCAUGGAAGGUCCUUCUAACCCAAGUGACAGCAAGGAAUUGAAGGUUUCUACUGCCCAAGCUGGGGAGGAAGCCAUCCUCCUUCCCUUUGCAGACAGAAGAAAGUUCUUUGAAGAGAGUAGCAAAUCCUUAUCUACAUCACAUUUGCCAGGUUUAACCACUCAUAGCAAUAAGACUUUUACCCAGAGACCAAAACCUAUAGACCAAAACUUCCAGCCAAUGAGCUCCAGCUAUAGGGAAUUGAGGCGCCAUCCAAUGGACCAAUCAUAUCAUUCUACAGACCAACCAUAUCAUGCCACAGACAAAUCAUAUCAUUCGGUGUCACCCCUUCAGUCAGAAACUCCUACAUACUCAGAAUGUUUUGCAAGCAAAGGUCUAGAACCAUCCACGUGCUGUAAGUCGCUGCACUGUGGGGAUUUUGACUACCACAGGACCUGCUCCUACUCCUGCAGUGUCCAGGGAGCCAUAGUCCAUGACCCUUGCAUGUAUUGUUCUGGGGAAAUCUGCCCUGCUUUGCGAAAGAGAAAUAUGAUGCCAAACUGCUACAACUGUCGGUGCCACCACCACCAAUGCAUCCGGUGUUCAGCUUGCUAUCAUAAUCCCCAGCACAGUAGCCCUGAGGAUGGCAGUUUGGCACCUAGCAACACUUGGAAACCCAGGAAGCUGACAGUGCAGGAAUUUUCUGGGGAUAAAUGGAAACCAAUAACAGGAAACAGGAAGACCAGCCAGUCAGGGAGAGAAAUGGCUCAUUCCAAGGCUAGCUUUUCGUGGGCAACUCCGUUCGAUCCUUGCCUUGAGAACCCAGCACUGGGCUUGUCAAGCUACCGAGCAGUCUCUUCUCUUGACCUCCUUGCAGACUUCAAGCACUCUUCAAAAAAAACAGAGGAAACUUCUGUUUAUGAGGAGGGGAGCUCCAUGGCCUCCAUGCCCCACCCACUGCGCAACCGUGCCUUCUCCGAAAGCCAUAUAAGCUUGGAGCCCCAGAGCUCCCUGGCCUGGCGGCAGCAUAGGAGAGAGCUCUUUACCAAGGUUGAGACCCAGCCGGAUCCUCUGGGAGCCAGGAAGAAGGCCUUUCCUCCUCCUCGCCCUCCUCCUCCCAACUGGGAGAAGUACAGGCUUUUCCGUGCAGCCCAGCAGCAGCAGAAGCAGCAGCAACAGCAGCAGAAGGAGGAGGAGGAAGAGGAGGAAGAAGAGGAGGAAGAGGAGGAAGGGGCAGAGGAGGAAGAGGAGGGGGAGGAGGAGGAGGAGCUGCCACCCCAGUAUUUCAGUUCAGAAACCACUGGUACCAGUGCCCUCAAUCCUGAAGAGGUCCUGGAGCAGCCACAACCCCCAGGCUUUGGCCACCUGGAGGAUUCAAGGCAGGGCUCAGAAAGCCUCUCAGCAGAGCAAGAGUCCUUUGGUCUCCAUUCCAGCAAUUUCCUGCCUCCAAUAAGGGGACACUUGGGCUCUCAACCUGAGAAGGCUCAGCCCCCUUGCUAUUAUGGUAUUGGUGGCCUUUGGAGAACAUCAGAGAAGGAGACCACUGAUUCCCCCAAACCAGAAGCCUUGAUAGCAGAAGAGUCCAAACCCAAGCCAGCAUGGAGCCAGAGCUACUUCUUUCCUGAGGAGCAGUUCUCUUUCAUGGGCUGGAGCUCUGAGAAGCAGCACCUCAGUCCCAUGGGCUUCAGUGAAUCCAAGACAACAGGACAAGAGUUUCAGCACUUCUCACCUCCUCCAGGGGCCCCAGGGAUCCCCACCUCUUACUCAGCUUAUUACAAUAUUUCGGUGGCCAAGGCAGAGCUGUUGAACAAGUUGAAAGACCAACCUGAGAUGGCAGAGACUGGCCUGGGAGAGGAAGAAGUUGACCAUGAACUGGCUCAAAAAAAGAUACAGCUUAUUGAAAGCAUUGGCAGAAAACUGUCAGUCCUGCGGGAGGCCCAGCGAGGACUGCUAGAGGACAUCAGUGCCAAUUCUGCCCUUGGGGAGGAGGUGGAGGCCAACCUGAAAGCUGUCUGUAAAUCCAAUGAGUUUGAAAAAUACCGCUUGUUUAUCGGGGACCUGGACAAAGUGGUCAACCUGUUGCUGUCACUCUCUGGACGACUAGCCCGGGUGGAGAAUGCUCUCAACAGCAUUGAUUCAGAAGCUAACCAGGAGAAGUUGGUGCUGAUAGAGAAGAAGCAGCAGCUGACAGGGCAGUUGGCAGAUGCCAAGGAGCUGAAGGAGCAUGUGGACCGCCGGGAGAAGUUGGUGUUUGGCAUGGUCUCCCGCUACCUGCCUCAGGACCAGCUCCAAGAUUACCAGCACUUUGUGAAGAUGAAAUCUGCUCUCAUCAUCGAACAGCGAGAGCUGGAAGAGAAAAUUAAGCUUGGGGAAGAACAGCUCAAAUGUCUCAGGGAGAGCCUACUCCUGGGGCCCAGCAAUUUCUAAUUCCACCAACAGACUGUCACACCAUCCCCGCCCAGCCACAACGGGAAGUGCUUUCAGUCUUCGUUAGCAGUUUGUUAGCAAGUAGAUAGCAGUUUAGUUAGCAGUUUGUUCCAUAUCCUCUACCUUGGACAUCUCUCACUGCCCCUUACCUAGCAUUGCUCCCAACCAGCUAGGAGUUCCUGAGGAGGCCCCCAAGCCUCUACUCUAGGGAAUAGAUGCAAGAGCUAGGAGCUGCCUGCAGCAAAGGGUGAUCAUACAACCACACUCCCCUUCCCACGGUUUGCACAGGCAAGUGCUCACCACACACAGAACCAACAAAGUGCCUCAUUCUUCUUGGUCCAAGGACUGCAAAGACACCAUGCACUCACCACCCACCCAUGCCCCAAUAAGCCUCUCAAGGCUCAGAGAGAAGCUGCCUGUGCAGCUCCAUUCUGCCCAAGGCUCAAAGCCCAGCCAUUUCCCACAGAGAUCUGGCUGUCUUGAGAGCAUCACUUCCCACCAGUUUAAGGGCCUCACCUAAGCUUUACAGUGGGAAGCACAGAAGGAGAAAUUACACUAAACAGAAUGUGAGCAAAGAUCGGGAAUCCCUAGGUGCCCUGCCGAAGCCAGGUUUAAACAAAUGGGCUCCACCCCCACUGGCCCCAGCAUCUGGUUGAGGGGGAAGAGGCCUACUCCAACUAGUGUGGCCCUCCUCCUGUCCUCAUACUUCUGGCUUACCACUUCCUGUUCCAUCUUGCCUUUUCAUUGCCAGUGGUCACCGGUGCCUACCCUAAGGGCUUCACACUAUGGACCAUUAAUAGCUCUACUAAAGCUGACUUCUGGAUACCCAUUUCAUUAUUGGGGUGAGGGGUUCUUUGUUGUAUUUUAAAUAGCCUUUUGAUUUUAUUUAUUUUUAUUUUUUGAUUUAUUUUUUUCCUUUUGUAACUAAUAAGGUGAGAAGAGGGGAGGUGGAAAGGGAAAAGGAAUCCUAAAAGGAAAGCGUGUUCUGCAGAUCAACCUGGAUUCACCAUGGCUAGAUGAGGGAAUGCCGAGGCCUUGAAUUCUUCCCACCAAACACUACAAGAGUCUAAGAAAGGAGUUUUCACCUUGAACUUAAUUUACUAUGGCCUGGCCCUAUACUAAAGUCAGCAAUGACCAUAAGCUUAGCAUUCCCCAAUGGAUUUCAGUUUUUUACUUAUUUUUUCUCAAAACCAAAGAUAUCCAAAACUGACAAAAGUUCAUCACCCAUUUUUCUACUAUCUCCCAUCUAAGGAAAUGGGUAUAAGUGAGUUCAGGAGGAGAUCCCUCUAUCUCACAAUUGCUUUCUCAGCCUGUGGCCUGACUCAGGGAACUGAAAGUCAUGGUAGCUGGAAGCUCCAGCCAGGGCCAGCCCCCCAGAGCAAAUUAUGAUCCAGCCAGGAUCUUAGGCACACAAACAACUAAUGCUGCUGUUGUUGCCAAUUCCCUGACACCACUAGCCAGUUUCUGUCCUGGAAAAUCCCUCAGGUGGGUGAUGGCAGGAAGGGAAUUGUGGCCAAACUCUGGCUUGUUAUCCAGCUCAAUUCCCCAUUCCUUGCUCACUGGCACCCACGGUUCAUAUUGCACAGCUCUGCCCAACAAACCUGGGCAUCUCUUCUAGUUACUGCUGAGUUCCUCAGGAUCCUUGGAGGUUAACUGUAGCAGCAGGGAUGCCUUAUUCAACCAAAGGAUUUGCCAAAGAACUUUGCUGCUGCUACAAAUAGUGGUCUCUAGCUUCCGUUUCCUUUUCAUUGUAUUUGAAAACAAUGGAAGAAUCUUGGCCAGCAGGGUGUCCUGAGGGAGGCCCUGGGUAUGCUCUUAGUACACUGCUGCUCUCAGAACCACUGUUAAAAUGUCAACCUGCCAUUCUCCCCUCAACUGGGGAAGUCUACCCUAUUCACGAAGGCCGAUGGCUCCUAAAGGGCUAGGCUUACCCAAGCCACAUUUGAGGAAGGUGGGGGAAUGCUAUGAAUAGAAGCUAUGGUUGCCAUCUUUUUUUUUUUCUUAAGCAGACUCUAGGAUAAACAAUGAGUAAGUUGAGACAUCCUAUAUUGGGGGGUGAGGCCAAUGUAGUCCAUCGUUCUAAGAUUUUCUGGGGCCAGAAUAGCUUUUUGGGAACACAGGCUGAGGGAAGAGUGGUCACUUGCCUGGGCAUGAUGACUGUGGUCUGGGUUUCUCUAGUCAGUGUUACAUUGCUUGUACGUUAAAUUUCUCACACAAAAAAAGUACUAUUGAUUGUAUUAUUUUUGUCCCUUAUCCCACCUGAAAUUAAAGUUGAAACCAGAAGACAAGGAUGCUCACUUUCACACAGAAGAAGGGUGGUUUCUAAAACAAUAUAAUAACCACCAACCUAUACUGAGCAGUGAAGCUUGGUAGACAGGUGAAGUACCAAAAGGGAACUAAUGCCCUGUGCUGCUGAGGCAGCAGUGCCAUCAUGCCUCAUAGUGCUUCAGAGCUGCGAUGUGGUGUCUCUCCCCUGUUCUCGUUUCCUGGGCUCAGCCCUCUUGCAAGGCCUGCCAGGGGUAAGCAGUUUGGAAGGCAGGCCAAGGGAUUUCCCCAAAGACAAUUACUGGUCUUAAUUUUUGCCCUCUCUCUUCAGAUACUCAUAUAGGCCCCAGUGGGUAAUAGGUUGAUCUAGAGAGAGGAGUCAGUACAAGAGUUACUAUCACUUGUCCCUUCUCACUCCCCCACCCCCACCUAGAUAAUUGAGUCUCGAGUCCCACCAGUUGCAGACCCAGCCAGGGUAUAGUGGUAAAUGCUCAAGGGGAACCUGAGAGAAAGAGGCAGACACACUAAAAGCUCUAGAAAGGGAGAGACUGGAAGCAGAGGAACUGAGAGGGUGAAAGACGAAAAGUUUUUUUCAAGGCCAGAGUCAGGUUCUGUUUUCCAUUUAACCUCAGGUGUCAAAAAGCUGCCCUGGGCAUUAGAGCCAUAACCUUUAACCCCCCCAUCUCCCUGAAGGUGCUGCUCUGUCAGUAGUACCAAGUCCCAGACGGAGGAAGCUGGGCACAUAUAUGGCCACUCCCUUCUGUCUGGAGCUUGGUGACUCCCACUGUCUUUGCCAAAGGAGUUGUCUAUGCCAAUAGUAUUUCUGUAACAGCCUAUUGUAUUCUUGGAAGAUUAGUAGAUCUUUAGAGGGGGGUGGGGCAGGGGACAGUUUCUAUAAAGAACCAGUGUUUGUUGUACAACUGUUGGGGGUCAUCUAUGCCAUGUUAUUUUUCUGAAUCUUACAGUUUCUGCAAUUGUGUCCUCCACCAUUCCCUUCUUGGCUGACAUUGAUAUGUCUGCCAGAUGGUCAUCAAGGGUUAUACUUCAAUAAAAGGUGCUAAGGACAAAAAAAAAAGAAAUUAUCUCACGUGUUUUGACUGAAGUGAUGGAAAUUCUCUAAUAUUCUGCUGAAAAAUAUUGGAAAACAAUUUGGUCACAUAUCAAUAAUCCUUCAUAUGUAACUGUAUGACCAGAGUCUUGCCCACAUCCCUAAACUCUUACCCUGGCCCAUUGGGGAUAGCAUUGAUGCUAUACCAUUCAUUAUCCCCAGUAAAAUAAUUCAGAAUUCAGGAAGACUCAACAAGUGUAAUCUCAAGUAUAGACCUCAGUAGUAUACAGAGUGCACUUCUGGAGUCUAGCCUAAUCAGAGAGCUGAGACACCUUCUACACCUUCUCCAAUCUCGAGUUCUACUAUCUUCUACCUAAUAGUCCAGUCUUAUACCUUCCUUCUUAGCAACCUGGAAAACAAGGUUCUCACUGACCAGCUCUCUCUAAAUAACCUCAUUUAGACCCAAAUGCACUCCAGGAACCAACUCUGACACUUAAAAGCCUACAUUUUCCCUCAGUCUACACAUUGUUUAAAUUCCAACUGAUCUCCUAGGUAUCCAGUGUGGUAGAGUGGAAAGAGCCCAGCUUUGGCAUUAAAGUGAAAUGUGUUCAAA
Molecule: messenger RNA, 8919 nt
Organism: Leopardus geoffroyi (Geoffroy's cat)
Lineage: Eukaryota; Metazoa; Chordata; Mammalia; Carnivora; Felidae
Gene: SHROOM4
Product: shroom family member 4
Exons: 10
Coding region: 362-4993 (1543 amino acids)
Biological process (GO): actin filament organization
Cellular component (GO): adherens junction; apical plasma membrane; apical junction complex
Molecular function (GO): actin filament binding
Source: RefSeq, a predicted model, not a curated record